Fragaria vesca subsp. vesca is the source of this 1002-nucleotide messenger RNA. RefSeq lists its product as uncharacterized. The transcript is spliced from 3 exons. Bases 219 to 539 code for a protein of 106 amino acids. The record is from RefSeq and is a predicted model, not a curated record. Lineage: Eukaryota; Viridiplantae; Streptophyta; Magnoliopsida; Rosales; Rosaceae.
CUUACUUAUUUUAACCUAUAAGCUAUAACCCAACACAGUGCUCCAGUACCACACUCAACUUUCUUGAUCCGAUCCUCCUAGUUAUAAUGAUCUAGUCCCCUCCAUCCUCAAUCCUCAUCUCAAUCUCUCUCACUCUACCUAAUUUGUUCCCAGUUUGAACCAAGUCGAUCUCUGAGAGAACUAUACAGAUCGCCGAUAGAGCUAGCUUCUUCUGCAACAUGGGCGAUUCUUCAUCUGCUUCAUACAUCCACAUGGUGCACCACUUGAUCGAGGAGUGCAUCAUCUUCAACAUGACCAGAGAAGAGUGCAUGGAAGCCCUCUCCAAGCAUGCCAAAAUAAAACCCAUUAUUACCUCCACAGUCUGGAAGGAGCUGGAGAAGGAGAACAAGGAGUUCUUCGAGGCCUACACAAACAGUAGAGAAGCUGCGAGAGAAUCCAAAACGGAGAGAAAGCAAAGAAUCCAGAAGAUGCUCUCGGGUCAUCUUUCAAAAACAGACACAGACGAAAGCAGCUGCACUACAACCGAAUCCGACGACUAGUAAUUUGCAUGUAUUCGAUAUUUGAUCUAGACAAACUAUCGGUAUCAAGGGUCAUCUGACCUUUUCAGCUUUGCUAGCAAGAUCGAGAACCGCUAGAUAUUAUGUGUAACAUCAGCAUAAAGGUAGUAAACUAGAUCUGUAGCUUGGCUUUGGAAGUAAGGGAAUGCAAAACGUCCACAAUAGGACGGCACAUACGACGUCGUAGUAGUUAUCAGUCAGUCUAGCUUUUGUUGUUUUGGCUGUCAUAUAUUCUGGUGGUGGUGAUGAGUAGUGUAGUUGGGAAAUGUGAUUCUGUGGCUAGGGUACCACACGUGGCGUUAACGUGGCAAAGCCCCUGUGCCUGAAUUGGCUUCCAUUGUGUGUACGUGUCUCUGACGCAGAUGUAUGUGAUGGCAUCGAAUUAAUCAUCCAUUAUUUUCUGUAAAUACAUAAUUUGCAGCUAGCUUUUGUAGUUUUUCUCUUC